Amyelois transitella is the source of this 2520-nucleotide messenger RNA. Its product is annotated as reticulon-4-interacting protein 1 homolog, mitochondrial. The coding region runs from base 293 to 1477 and encodes 394 amino acids. The transcript is spliced from 7 exons. Lineage: Eukaryota; Metazoa; Arthropoda; Insecta; Lepidoptera; Pyralidae. The record is from RefSeq and is a predicted model, not a curated record. Gene Ontology annotation, molecular function: oxidoreductase activity. Gene Ontology annotation, cellular component: mitochondrion.
CUGUGAAAUGACAUUGACAGAUACGUAAUUAUAUGUAAUUGAGGUUAUGUUAUUAUUUUGCUUUCUCCGGGUAAAACAAAUUUGAAAAUUAAAGCCCUGGUUCCUUUAAUUCCGCUAGGAGUAUUAUUUUUCCGUGCUCUAAAAAUAUUUAAAAAGGAACUAUCAAAUGAUAUUCAAAUUUCCAUUUAUAGAAACAGACACUUUUGAGUUGGAACAAAAUUGGGGCAUAUGAAAAAGAAACAGCUUACAGAAGAUCUACUUUAUUAAAAUACAUACAUAAGUAGUAAGUAGGAUGGAACAGCCGAGCGCGCGGGCGGCGGUGCGGGCGGCGGGGCGCAUGGCGGCGUGGCGGCUGCACGCGUACGGCGCGCCGCCCGAGCUGCGCCUGGACGCCGCCCGCGUGCCGCCGCUGCGCGCGCCCGCCGACGUGCGCGUGCGCGUGCACCACGCCUCCGUCAACCCGCUCGACGUCGCCAUGACGACGGGUUACGGGUCACGCGUACUGAACACGCUGCGCGCGCUGACCGGGCAAGAGGGCGGGGAGUUCCCGCUGGUGCCGGGGCGCGACUUCGUGGGCGAGGUGGCGGCGGCCGGGCCCGGGGCGCGGUUGCGGCGGGGCGCCCGCGUGUGGGGCGUGGUGCCGCCGCACCGCCCCGGCGCGCACGCCGAUUACGUCGUGCUCGACCAACGAUGGGUAGGGCCGGCGCCUCGCACGCUGGGCGCGGAGGCGGGCGGCGCGCUGUAUGCGGCCCUGUCGGCGAGCGCGGCGCUGCGCGCGGCGGGCGUGUGGGCACACGGCGCCCGCGCGCGCCGCGUGCUGCUGCUGGGCGCGGGCGGCGUGGGGCUCGCCGCGCUGCAGCUGCUCGUCGCGCACGGCGCCGAGGUGGUGGUGGGGUGCUCCGGCGAGCAGCGCGCGGCGGCGCUGUCGCGCGGCGCGGCGGCCGUUCUGGACCGCCACGGGCCCGACUACGGCCAGCAGCUCGUCAGCGCCGGACCCUACUACGCGAUCAUAGACUGCGCCGGGCUGGGCGGCUGGGAGGCCGCGUCCCGCCCCUGGCAGUACUCGCGCUUCGUGACGCUGUCCACCCCGCUGCUGAGCGAGACGGACGCGCGCGGCGUGGCGUGCGGCGCGGCGGUGGCGGCGGCCACGCUCGCGGCGCAGUGCGGCGCGGCGGCUCGCACGGCGCCGCGGGCGGCCCACACGGCGCCGCGGGCGGGCCACACGGCGCCGCGGGCGGCCCACACGGCGCCGCGGGCGGGCCACACGGCGCCGUGGCCGCCGCACGUGCGCUGGGCGUACUUCGUGCCGCGCGCCGACGACAUCGAGCUGCUGCGGCGCAUGGCCGAGAGGGGACAGUUUUCCGUGGCGGUGGAGCGCGUGUACCCGUGGAAGCGAGCGAAGGAAGCGUACGAGCGAGCGGCGCGCGGCGCGGCGCGCGGCAAGCUGCUCAUCGACUUCACGGACGACGCGGAGUAGCGCGCUAUCUGUUAGUGUCGACGCAGGGAAGGAAAAUAUAUGGUGCUAUAAGCUGACGUUAUAAUUGUUCCAAAAACAAGUUUAGUGCUCUGUUUUAUUCCAAAAAUGCAAAGUAGUGUUUAAACUGAGGGAUGAAAUAUUUUACACAGAAAUAGAGCAAGAAAUUAAUACACAUCCUUAUUGCCGAACAACAUAUUGUGCAAUGAAAUGUCAUUACGAGCAGUAUAAUUAUUAGAGGGCAUGACGAGGCUAAGCUAAUGCCGCACCUAGUGUCACUGAGUUCAAAACCCUAUCUUAAUAUAACAUUUGUUUGAUCUUAUGCAAAACUUACUUUUAUUUUGUAAACAUUCAUGUAGACUGGUUAUUCAUGUACGUCGUCGAUUAAGUUUAGGACACUUUUUUAUUGUAAACUUAUAAUCAAAACUAAUGAAUUGCGAUAGUCGCUAUCGCAAUUCACCGUAAAAUGUGUAAAUUGGACUAACGUUAGUUACAUUAUCUAGUUAUUAUUCUUAACUGAAAAAUAACAUUGAUAUAUGCUGCAAAAACAUUUAAUAGGUACUAAAAAGAAGUGAAGUUACUUAACUGAGGAUUUCAGAAAACAAGAGUUUCCAUAAGUACGAAUAAACAUGUUCUUAAUAUAAAAAGGAAAAGAGGCGAAGAAAAUGUAUGACUCACCUCAAACAAGCAUUACCUUAGCCAUUAAUUGAAAUGUGAAAGUAAAUACAGUCAUUGUUGUAACUUAAUUCUAUUCUUAAAAUACAAUGGAGUUGACGUCUGUGAUAUCAUUAUGUAUUUUUGAGCUGAAAUUUUUCUUGUUUAAGAAAUAACAAUGCGGAAAAUGUGUACAUCUUGUCUGCUUGACGCGUGAGGCCGAGCCACGAGUCGAGCGCGUAAUCGAGACAUAGUAGCAGCUUACCCAAUGUUUGCAAUAUCAUUUUUAAAUAUUCGCGGUUAUGUUUUUUUGCUAACAAUGUUCAAACAAAAAUAUUUUGUGUUUUUCUGUAGUCUGCAAAUAUUUAGUUAUUAUUUAAAUACAGAUUUUU